Ceutorhynchus assimilis (cabbage seed weevil) is the source of this 8814-nucleotide messenger RNA. The record is from the annotation of a GenBank genome assembly. NCBI's taxonomy places the organism in Eukaryota, Metazoa, Arthropoda, Insecta, Coleoptera, Curculionidae.
AAACGAAGUGUUAUUCAUAUUGCUAUCCGCGCGGGAUCCGAUCGAAAGAGCGCGAGGCACGUGGUCAGAGAGGUCGGAUCGUGAAUCGUGAUCAUAUUUAUUGAUGAAGAGUGAAGCGUGCCGUAAACUUUGGGGAUUUUUGGUGGAUUUUUGCAUACUCAGUGAUGGAAAAUUUAUAAGCAUUGGAGAAAGAAUUCGUCUUCCGGAUGAUGUUACGAUGGGCUAUAUUGUCGAACACUUACUUAAGAAGCCGUUGACUGUCGUGGAUCAAUUUCAUUCCCAUUUAGAGCCGAUGAAGUUUAUCAGACGAGACCUUAUUGAAGAUCAGAUAUCUUUUAGUUACGCCAAAAUCAAAGAUGAAUGGAACGUUGUUAAGCUAGACGGAUUUGAUGAAAGAUAUGACCAAAAUAGGUUUUUGACGCUGCAUUGUUUCCUCUUUCCUCGGUUCAGCUUUUGCCCGAGUCUAAGAAGAAAAAGGUGAGGAACUAAUGAUGACGGAGGGUGAUGAUGGAAAUGGCAGAAAGGAAUCAACACCUGUAUAUAAAAACAUACAAUGUGUACAUAAACUGCAUCUAUAUAUUUUUCAAAGUGUAACGAUCGACGUAGAAUAUAACUAUGACGUCGGGUAGCCAGAGGCUCCAUUCCAUUAUCAGUUGGUGCAAGGAAAUGUCUUGAUAGGUUUUGUUUUUUUGUAUGCAUUGUUUCUUUUUUUAAAUCUGAAUAAGUGAUUAUCGACUCAGACUCGCGUUUGUUGAUUCAAAAAAAAAAACGCAUAUCUAUAAGCUCAACUUCGCCUGUUUCAUUCGGCGACACUUUAUACAUAUAUCAUAUAGUUUGAUAUCUAACCUCAAUCAUUAUUGCUCUAUUUGCGGAUAAGUUUUUGUAGCCAUCAAAAGCCAAUAAUUCAACAAAAAUUAUGAAGGUUCAAAGUUGCCAACGACUUUAUUUGCGGUGUUUCUGUAUGUGCAAAAGCAUAUCCUUAUACGACUGAGAAUGGGAUGGAGUAUUUCCUACCCUUUGCCAGUCAAGGCCCCUUCAAUUCUCGCUUCGAACCAAUAGUUACUUUACGGUCUAAACACCCUGGGAAAAUCCCACUGCAUGAAAAGAAGCAUUUAUAUACGUUUAAAAGCAUCCAUAUACGUUUAAGCUUAUCUCAGUCAUAGGGUGCCUUCAGGCGAGUGCGGUGAAUGGACCUCUAUAUACUUUUUUUGUUCAAAAUGUGUGUAUGAAACUUUUUUGCAUUGGUAUAUUUUCGUAUUUCCGAAAUAUUCAAUCAACAGUUGCUACAAGGUAAUGUCUGUAGAAAGUAGGAGCCUGAAUGAAAAUAACGUGCAGGUCAGUUCCAGCUUUUAUACCAAUUGUUUUGGCUGGCCUGUGAUAAUUGCAUGGACAAAUCCUUAGAUUAUGACAAAUCCAAUAUUUGUGUAUUGAUUUCUUAUUUAGGCUUCAACUAGAAAUAUGUAAGUACCUACCCAUAUGUACCUUGGAGUGGAGUACCUAGUUGGAUGAUAAAUUAAGUAUAAUACGAAAUAAAAUAGUGAUGUUUAAUUAUAUCUGUGAUUAUUUUGUAAAUACCUAAUAUAAGAAUAUUAUGUAUGCAGUCUAGUUGACUAUAAAAAAAUUAAAUGAUUCACCCACGCAGCUUUUGAGUGCAAUUUUUUUAUUUCGUGCAAGUUUUUCUAAGUUUUGCUGUGAUUCCAAUUAUUAUUACUAUCAUUAUUAUUAUUAUUAUUUAUAAGUUAUGUGUUAGUUUUGUAUAACAAAAUAUCAAUUCAACCAAGAAUACCUAAGCAUAUUAUUUAGUUUAUAUGUAUUUCAUUUUAUAGAGUUUUCUUUUUAAUAAUUUGUUAAAAUGUAUAAUUGCGUCAAAGACAACAUGUCAAUUUAUGAUUUAUUUAACAGAUAAGGUGAUUAGUGAUUACCUACAUAAAUAUUCGCAAUAAUAAUUUAAGAAAUGUUUAAUGUUUUUUAUAGUAUGGAGUCAACCCACUGAAAAUGUUUCAAUAACCUUGUGAUUGAAACUAUAAAUGAAUGAAAAUUGUAUUAAAAGAAUGAUAAAUUUGCAGUCCAGUGUAAAGGACAGUCUAACCUAUUUAGCCAGUGCCCAGUAGUCUCUGUCAUAAUCAAAUGAGCAUUGUUUCAAAGGGUGCAGAAGACUAUCCAGCUCUGACCGGAAUAAGUUUCGGUUGAAGCCACAUGGCAUUUGAUAUACAAUGUGUGCAAGAUGGGGAUCUGAGAAACGGUAAGAAAUACGACGUCGCUUAAAUUAGAAAAAGGGUGCGAAAUUUUGUGCCUUUUAAAAUGGCGCUUUGAUAUUUCAAAAAUUCCGAGUGCUACCGGAGAUAUUCGGAAAAAAACGAAAUUCGCCCAAAACGAUUUUAUUUUCUCCUGACCUUAUUUGAAGAGAUAUUUCAAAAUAAAUGGCACUUCAUCGUUACCACUUUUCUUCCUCUAUAAAGAUGCCGGUAUUAAAUUUGAAAUCCAACGUUUUGCUUUUGGGCUCCCAUCAUCAACUUAAUUUUUUAAAUACGGACUACUUUAGAUUUUAUAAGCUUCUGAUGUCGCAAAACCAAUGACGUAGUGCACUUAUUUGAAACAUUUAUAUUAUUGGCACUUUCCAUGAAAAAUUAUUGUGUUAGAGUGAGCCAGAGAAGAGAAUUUUGGUUGGAAAUUAUUAAAAAGUAAAAAUAAUUUUUUUCGAAUAAAUUCGAUACGUCAUAGGUUUUGGGGCAUCAGAAGCUCUUAAAAUCUGAGAUAGAAAACUAAGGCGGCGUUCCGUAUCUUAACCAGAGCUACCGAUCGGUACCUAUAUAGCGGUUCGUCUAUGGGGACAGUCUGGUUCCUGAAAAUGCGGUUUAUGUGUGGAACGCUUCAGUUCAGCUCGGGUUUACCUUCGAUGAUAAGAGAAUAUUAUCCUCUUAAAAAUAUAUUUGUAAUAAGAAAUCAACAUGAAUGAAUGUAAUAUUCACCUCUUAUUCCAUUUUCACCGCAAAUGCACUUCGAAAGCGGAAAAAACAUAAACAUAUUGAAAAAUUAUCACCUAACCUAACAAACAAAAUGUCAGAAAUUGAAAACAAACCGAAACAACCAAGCUUUUUGAUCGGUAGAUUCGGUGACAGUUGGGACCGAAUUUUUCAGGAACCGCGUUUCAUAACCUAACCAGAUUUCAGGAGUGGUUGGGUUACGGAACGGGAACCGGAAAAACCAAGAAUCUUGGUUAACUUAAGGAACGUCGCCUAAGGGUUGUAUUUAAAAAAAUGAAAUUGAAGAUGGUGGCCCAAAGACGGAACGUCAGAUUUUAAAUUUGAAAAUGUCAUCUUGUAGAGUAGGAAAAGUUGUAACGAUGAAGUGACAUUUAUUUUGAAAUAUCUUUUCCAAUAAUUUUCAAAUAAGCUCAGAAAAAAAUAAAAUCGAUUUUGCAAAAUUUCGUUUUUUUCCGGAUAUCUCGGUAGCACUCUGAAUUUUUUUACAUCAAAGCGCCAUUUCGAUGAGCACAAAAUUGCGCAACUUUUUUAUUUAAUUUAAGCGUAUCUCUUACCGUUUCUGAGAUCUCCAUACUGGCCCUCCUUAUCUUGGACACAUUGUAUACUAUGAGACAAAAAAAAGAACGCAUCACCUGCUAAGAGUAUAUAUAUUAUUAUUUUUUUUCGAACAAAUCUCUUACAUGGUGUUUAUGGUGUAAAAAAUAAUAGUUGAUUAAUUUUUUAUUGGAAAAAUCGCAUCUUAUAGAGUCCAAAUUUAGUAAUAUGCUGCUCCUUCAUUUGAAGAAAAUUAAACGGUUCGCCUGGGCAUGCUUAUCUAAUGCGAUAAUCUAUGGAGCUCCGAGGCAUUUUUUUAGGGUAUCAGGCAGCUGUUGUAAGUUCAUUGGAGGGUUAGAAAGUAUGUAGGAUAUCCACCCUUCGACUCAUCGUAUCCCGAUGGAAGAAAGGUCGUGCAAACUUGCGGGCCAUGGCAGAAUAUUAAUGUUGGCCUUUUACAGGAAGUUUAAUGGAACGUGGCAUUUGGAGUUCUACUACCAAAGCCCAAACCAUGAAUCUUCCGGUAAGGGCUAUCUUAUGUCCCACGGCAAACUUCAGAAGCCGGCCUUUCAUCUCUUUGACACCUGACCCAUCUUCGACCAUUGUCAGCUUUUAGGCAAAACCGAUUCUAUUCUUCAUUCCAAUUUGCCCGUGCGUUGCACCAUUCCAACUCGAGUUUAGCGGGAGUAUUAAUUUUAAGCGACGUGAAAUAAUGAUCUCAUUCUUUGUCCUAUCUCUCCCAAAAAAUUGUUUCGGUAUGAAGGUUCCUACUAUGCCUAUCCCUAAUGUCAAGCAAUCUGAAUCUCCUGUGUUCUCGAUCUGUCCGUGUUCUAGCUCCUCCAGAACCCCUGCUGCGCUGCUUUGUUGCUUACCGUCUUCUGAUCAGCUUCUCCAACAACGGAUAUUUUUUACAAUAAUUAUUUGCAUCCGUCUACCGAUUUCGCGAAAGCCAAUUCCCCUAAUGUAGCCCAAUGAUUCAGCCCCUUUCAAAAUCACUUAUUUUUUGAUAAUUCAGCCAUCGUCGAACUCUUAGCAUUUUAACUAUUCAAUUUACAACUGAUUCAAUCAAAUUAUGUUUAGUCUAGGAAAAUAGUCGAAAAAUACAUGUAUUGCAAAAAAAAAAAUUCCUACCCAAAUGAACUUUUCAGGGAUGAUAGGGGGCGGGUGGGUGAUCAUAAAACCGAAAAUAUCAAACAUUCACCCCUCUGGCGUUUUGCGCUAUAGCUAUAACUUGUUCAUUUUAUUAUUUUGAGCAACUUUUCUCUAUAACUUUUUUUUGUAAAGUUGAAAAUAGGCGAACUACCCCUAAAAACAAAAAGGUGGUGGAAAAAAAAAUCCUUUUAUUAGAAUGUUAAUUGCACCUUUUUAUAUGCACUAAAGGCGAGAAAAGAAAAAAUAAAUUAAUAUAUACCCCUAAAAACUAAAAUUUCCCCGAGGGAAGUGUCCCCCCGCUGAAUGGGGGUGAGUUACAAAAAAAGUUGAUUAGGAAAAAUUGUAGAAAAUGUCAUCUAAUAAAACUUUUAUUAAGAAAAUUUUUUUGUAAAAAAAUAAAAAAACUUUAAACUACCCCUAUUGAAAAACGGCAGGGGGUGAGUAAAAACUUCAUAAAGCAAAAAUGUUGUACGAGUUGUAGAAAAUUUUUUCAUGUUGGUUAAAAUUUUUCAUUCUCAUUAUAAAAUUUCAAACGGCCCUUAUGACCACAGACGGCCCUGAAUCAAAAAAAUCUUUAGAUAAACAUUGUAGAUCAAAUAAUGUUGCACAUCUUUCAUUUGAAACAUUUUUUUGUAAAAUCAAUAGGUACCAAGUAAUCGCCAAUGGCGCACUUUCAACCCCUAUAGCGCAAAACGCCAGAGGGGUGAAUGUUUGAUAUAUUCGGUUUUAUGAUCACCCACUCUCCCCCUAUCAUCCCUGAAAAGUUCUUUUGGGUAGGAUUUUUUUUUUUGAAAAUCAACAAUUUUCCCAGACUAGUUAACAAACCAAUUAACAGAAGGGAAUAGAAUGAAAUUUUUUUUUGUUGCAAGAAAUCGACAAUCAAUCACGUCUUAUCGACGUUUUCUGAACAGGUGAAUAAUCGUAAUUUUUUAGUACCUAAUGCCGAUUAUGUUUAUUCGUCGUUAAUAUUUUCGAAUAAAAUGAAUAUAGAACAGAACGAAUACCUAUAUUAUAUCCAGAUACAGGAAAUUAGUUAUUUUUCUCAAAGCUUACAGAUUUUUAAGGCUUCAUUAAGAAAAAAUAGCCAAAAUUUUUCCAAUUCAAAAGAAAAUCUUGAAUAUACUUUACGAUAGUUUUAGAAACAAUGAUCUCCAGUAUGGAUGGAUGGAGACAAUGAUAUAUUAAGAUUCUUAAGAAUCAUACUCUACAGCCUCUACACCUCAAUAAAAGCUAGAGAAAGUUUCAAACUAACUCAAACACAAUCACCAAGUUCUUCUUGCACAGGAUAACGGUAAAAUUUGAAAAACAAUGUGAAAACGCGUUUUCGAACAACAGAUGCUUUGCCAAAUAUAGAAGGCAAAAACAAUCAAUCAGCUGAUCUUCUAUUCAUAAAUACAAGAAAACACCAUAUCCAAUAGAUUAGAAAACUUUUAAUAUAAACUGCUGGACAAUUGCUUUCUAGAAAAAGGAAUAUUAUGCCUAACUUUCAAGCACGAUAUUUUUCGAACCAAAAUAUCGACCUCAGCUGCCGUACUCUGUAACAACAUAGAGAAGAAAUUUCCUUUCCAUGAUAGAAAAUUGACGAAACGGAACUCUCUAACCCCAGUCGGCUAGAGUCGCUACCCCGAACUACCUGCUCGUGUCAAAGGAACUAGAAAGACCCCUUUUCAUUUUGCAUAAUCACAAUUGACGUAAGCUUGUCUUCGUCUUAUCUUUUUUUUUGAAAAUUUGAUUUUCUGUUUUGAUUUGUGGUUAGAGUGAAUUUUUUUUUUUUUUUUCGCGAGUGAUGUUGACGGGAAUAGCAAUGAAGCAGCAUACAUGGGGGGAAUUACCAGAUCAUUUAAACGCAAUUGGACUGGGAGCAAGAACAGUGGAGAAGUGUCUGAUCGGUACAUAUUAUACAGACAUAAUGGAGAAUUUUUGCUUAUGAAAGAAUCGUGACUGGCACCCCCAUAAUUCGCAUUUACAUUAAGAAUUACAAAAUUUUUGUCAGAAAUCAUUCUCAAUAGGCUGUAGAAUGGCCGCACGGGUGCAGCCUAUAGUACCAGGAAACCCAAAGUUUUGCAUGAAUUGACUUUUUUUUACUUCCUUCUCUGCUUGGGUCAUGCAUGGGAAACUUUAUCCAGCUGUAAUAGUUCUAAUGAAAACAAUAACAUUGACAAUCAAAAAUUAACUGUCAAAAACACCGGUAUGUUAUUGAAAAUCGAAAAAAUCUAAAAUCUCCCACAAUAUUUUCAGGUUGGUUAUUACGCAUUUCUCAAUAAACGAACUUACCCGAAGAUUUCAGGAAAAAGUCAUAGAGAGUAGUAUUUGUUGAUGGAAUUUUUUUUAUUUAUUUAGCAAUUUUUUUCACAAAAAGUCAAUCUGAUAGCCCGUGAAAACCGCAGGUCGAUAUUUGGUCUGGUUUCAAAAAUAUUUAGCUUGAGAUUUACCCAGUUCUUACAUCUGAUGUGGCAAAAAUCAAAUCAGGAAUGCAGUAACUAGCUCUAUCUUAGUUUUGCCUUCCACACCUGGCGACAAGAAAACUAGAAUUUGUUGUGUAAGGCUCUCCUCAUAAAUUGACUUGGAUGUCAAACAAUGGUGCACGACCAAUAAUUUUCCACCACGGCUUUGUUGUAGGUAUUAUAAACAAAAAAAGCUUUGAACCGACAAUUUUUUAUUUUAGUCAGAGGUAUGGUCAUUUCAUCACACCAUAGAUUUCAUGUCCUUAGUGACGUUAGCAGUCACCCUCUAACUUCUCAUAAGGAAGGAAAGUGGAGAAAAGUAAAUUUGAAAAAAAAAACAAGACAAAAGUUGCAAAGAAUACUGCACAGUCGUAACACAUAGACAAAUCAUGUGAUGGAUGGAUUUGAAAAUUAAAAAAAAAAAAAUACUUCUAUUUUUUGACUAGAUGUGAAAAUUCAAACCAUGAAAAAAUUUUUGUAGACUGUAUUUCACCCUAGUAACCAUGCUUCCACUAUGGACCUCAAUCAAAAUUGUUACUACUUGCGUAAAAAACAUAUGUAUCAAGGAAAUUAUGUGAGGCACUGUCAGAUUUUUUUUUUUUUUUUUUAAUUAUCUUUGGCGCAAUCCCUCUUGUCUCUUGUUGAUGGCGUACUGGUCAUCCAAUUCAAGUCAAAUUACUUAUUCCACCAAAAUUCAAGUAACAAGGAAAUGAUCAAAAGUCGCUAAUAAAGAGCAGGCCAACAAAGUUAGUGAGUUGAAAUCGAUUGAUUUUGCUAUCGAAACUGCUAGUGAACCACAACCAUUGGCUUAGGCGUAGAAGACAGACCAGUAGCUCCCUGUCAACAGCAUGUUACAACACAACAGUCAAAUUCAUCAAACUCGAAAGUGUUUGCGCAGAAUUAAAAAGGUGGAUAAAAUAUUCUACAAGAUCAAUCCAGCUAAACGCAUUGAUUAUUUUGUUUUUCAUCAUGAGAUUUCCAAAUCCCCUAUCUUGAAGUUGAAGUACCUACCUAGGUAUUGAUUUUGCUUUUGCGAUUUAUAUUUUAUCAAACCACCUGGAAAAAAAGUUUGGUCAAAAAUUUUCAGUUGUGCACGGAGAUGAUACAUUAUUCAUAGGUUUAUCUCAGAAGUAACCACACUAUAAACCCAUAUCUACCUAUUUUUGGUAAUUAAGACAAAAUAGAUGACCAAACAUUAUAAGUAGUUUUUUAUGUUUAUAUUACUCUUUAAGGUACAAGUUCUGUAAAUUACCUACUAAUAAAUCACUUAAUUUGCUCAAUGUGUAGAAUAAAAGAUUCUAUUUCUUUGCGUAAAUAGGCACUAGAUAUAAGUUUCAAAUGUUAAUAUUAAUUAUAGUAUUAACUUUGUUAAUAACAGAACGGUUAAUGAUAGGUAUUUGUUUUUGUAAACCCUUAGGAUUUAUUUAAGUAUUAUGGCUUUGUAUUGGGUUACUAAAACCUACCACUACCCAAAAAAUUAUGAUAGUUUUAAGAAAACUUGUAUUGUUGCAAUAAUAAAUGUAUGUUUCAAAUAUUCGUCUUUCUAAUGAUAAUUUUCCUCAAAUCGAUAGAUACGGUUACUAGACUGGUAUCAGGCAUACAAAACAAAUGAUUAAUGUGAGUAAAAUUAAUAAGUUCCUAUGUCCAAAACAAUAAUAUUGAUGUGUCCACAUUCAAUUCAGCAAAAUCACAUAGGUUUG